CCCUACCAAAAAUAUCGUCCUCCUCCCAAUUUAGCUCCAUCGCCGCGCAGCGGCGAGGGCGCUAACUCACCGGAAGCUACGAGGCCGCCAUUCAACCGGAAGUGACGGCGAAUACUCAAAUAGCUUCCCUGGAGAACUUGAUCACUGAGAUUUCUCUGGCUCUCUACGGUCUGAGAUCACAGCAUUUUCCAUCGAGCCUCUCAUUUCAUAGGCAAAAGGUAAAGUUUAUCAUUUUUUGCUAGACCGCGAAUGGGUCAGAGUUCAAAAAAGAAGAAGAAGAGGAGUGACACUGGGCGGAGAAGCAAGGGAAGAUCCCUGACUAAAGAUCAGAAUUCACUUGCUAAAGAUAGUGCUGAGUUGGUUGCAGAAGAGCUUACUGCAUUAUCUGCAAUAUUUCAAGAUGACCUUAAAGUCGUUUCUGAGUUUCCUCCACAAAUUACUCUCAAGCUCAGACCUUACUCAAAAGAUGCGGGGAUUGAGGAUACCAAUGUGUCUGCUCUUCUUUCUGUAAGGCUAAUUCUAAUGCUCGAGAAGGAGCAACUUCUUGAGUCAACAGUGUGUAUAAAUGAGCAGAUUUUUCAGAAGGAUGCUGUAAUUGCUACCUACAAACCUUGUAGAGGACCUUUUGUUUUUGGCUUCGUAGAUCUUUUUAAUGGUUCCGCGGAAUCAUGGCAUUGCAACAUGAUAAUGGAAGGGAAUGAUAGGUUAGAUUCUUUAGUGAAUAUGACCACAUUAGAGAGCUUAAAAAAUGAACCAGAUGCUCCAACUUCUAAAGUUGACAAAGUCAUGGAGCCAUUGAUGAUGGAUCCAGAUAUUAGGCGAGUUUCAUUGCACAAGUCUACCAGAAGUUUGGGUACUCUCGAGGAAGAAAGUGAAGGCGGGAGUAGUAGUUCUGGCGAUUUGAGUAGGACAUUGUCUGACAGCGAUGAGUCAAUUGAAAACGUUGCCAUUGUGAAUAAUCUUUUUGCAGAUGGCAAUCCAUCAGGAACUGACGAUGGAAGUGAUGAAGGAAGUGAAUCCAGUGGGCCUCUAUCUGAUGCAAUGCCUGGAAUAUUGUCAGAGCUGUUCAACCUAGGGCUUGUUUCAGAGCAAGUGCGAGAUUUGGCAAGCGAACCAUCUUCAAUUUUUAACAAGGCUUUUAGUCGGGCAUUUCAGCAACAUAUGGUUUCAUCUAAGAUUUCACAGUUUUGGAAAGCUUCCUCCGAUUUGGAAGUACAAAAUUCUCUGUCUAGUCCAACUUCGCGUUAUUUAAAUGACUUUGAGGAGCUACGACCCCUUGGGCAUGGAGGCUUUGGUCAUGUUGUACUUUGCAAGAAUAAACUGGAUGGUAGACAAUACGCUGUCAAGAAAAUACUGAUGAAGGACAAGAACCCGCCCUUGAAUGACCAUAUUUUGAGAGAAGUUACCACACUUUCGAGGUUGCAACAUCAGCAUGUGGUCCGCUAUUACCAGGCAUGGUUUGAAACAGGGAUUGCUGGUUCUAGUGAUGCCAUGUUUGGCUCCAGGACUGUUACGAGCUCUAGUUUCAGCUUCAAGGAUGCAAGCUCAUCUGAUGCUUUUGGGAAUGAGACCAAGCUUGAGUCAACAUAUCUGUACAUUCAAAUGGAGUACUGCCCAAGGACACUUAAGCAGAUGUUUGAGUCAUAUAGUCACUUUGACAAGGAUAUUGCAUGGCAUUUAUUCCGACAAAUUGUAGAAGGAUUGGCACAUAUACAUGGACAAGGAAUCAUUCACCGUGAUUUGACUCCUAAUAACAUCUUUUUUGGUGCUCGCAAUGACAUUAAAAUUGGGGAUUUUGGGCUUGCAAAGUUCUUGAAACUGGAACAGCUGGAUCAAGAUUUUGACGCUGCUGAGAUAGUUGGAAGUUCUGUUGAUGGUACUGGUCACAUCGGUACUUACUUUUAUACUGCACCUGAAAUAGAGCAAGGGUGGCCAAAGAUCAAUGAGAAGGCUGAUAUGUACAGCUUAGGAGUUGUUUUCUUUGAGUUGUGGCAUCCAUUUGAUACAGCAAUGGAGAGGCAUGUUAUUCUUUCUAAUCUGAAGCAAAAGGGAGAACUUCCCCCCUCUUGGGUUGAUGAAUUCCCAGAUCAGGCAUCCUUGCUGCGGCGCAUGAUGUCCCCGACUCCAAUAAAUCGCCCAUCAGCAACAGAACUUCUUCAACAUGCCUUUCCACCUCGGAUGGAGUAUGAUUUGCUAGACGAUAUGUUACGGGCAAUUCAUACCUCAGAUGAUACAUUUAUAUAUGAUAAAAUUGUCAGUGCCGUUUUUAAUGAGGAGAGGCCAACAGCAAAAGAUCAUACUGAGAAUAAUGGAAGACUGAUGGUAUCGGGAAAUGAUACUUCAUCAAUCCUAUUCAGUGAUUUUGAGACAAAUAAUCGUGAUAAUGUUAUGGAGGUGGCUAAAGAAAUAUGCCGGCGACAUUGUGCAAAACAUUUGGAGAUCAUUCACAUGCGAAUGGUGGGUGAUUGCCUGCAGUCAAGUAGGAGUGCCGUCAAGCUUUUGACCCAUGGGGGAGACAUGAUUGAGCUUUGUCAAGAACUACGAUUGCCGUUUGUAAAAUGGGUGAUUGCAAACCAGAAAUCCUUUUACAAGCGUUAUGAAAUUUCAUACGUCUACCGACGGCCAAUUGGUCACUCACCCCCAAAUCGCUAUCUACAGGGAGAUUUUGACAUUGUUGGAGGAGCAACGGCAUUGACAGAGUCAGAGAUCAUCAAAGUCUCGAUGGACAUUAUUACUCACUUUUUUAGAUCAGAAUCAUGCGAUAUUCAUUUAAAUCAUGGCGAUCUGUUGGAAGCAAUUUGGACUUGGGUAGGCAUCAAACAUGAGCACAGGAAAAAAGUUGCUGAGCUUCUCUCUGUGUUGGGAUCUUUGCGUCCUCAGUCUUCUGAAAGAAAGAGAAAAUGGGUUGAAACACGAAGGCAACUCCGACAGGAGCUUAAUCUUGGUGAAACUGUACUGAAUAGACUACAAACUGUUGGGUUGAGAUUCUGUGUGGUUGCUGAUCAGGCCCUUCCACGACUCAGAGGUGCCCUUCCUGCUGAUGAUUUGACACACAAGGCACUUGAUGAAAUUUCUGAUCUUUUUAACUAUUUAAGAGUUUGGAAGAUUGAGAAGCAUGUCUAUGUAGAUGUGCUGAUGCCACCAACCGAGAGUUAUCACAGGAAUUUGUAUUACCAGAUAUAUUUACGGGAAGACAAUAGCCCCGGGAUGGAGGGAACAUUACUUGCUAUUGGAGGACGCUACGACCACCUGUUCCAUAACAUUGGGGACUCAGAGAAUAAACUGAAAAAUUAUCCUGGCGCUGUUGGGACUAGUGUUGCUUUGGAGACUAUUUUGCAACAUGUUUCUGCGGACAUUCUACCCUACAGAAAUGAUAUGGGGACAAAAGUUCUUGUUUGUUCGAGAGGAGGUGGUGGGUUAUUGGUAGAGAGGAUGGAACUAGUGGCUGAGCUAUGGGAGGAAAAUAUCAAGGCUGAAUUUGUACCGUUGUGUGAUCCAAGCCUAACUGAACAAUAUGAAUAUGCAAGUGAGCAUGACAUCAAAUGCCUUGUCCUCAUCACCGACACGGGUGUUUCUCAAAAAGGAUCCGUUAAGGUCCGACAUCUUGAACUUAGGAAGGAAAAGGAAGUUGAGAAAGAGAAGCUGGUGAAAUUUCUAUCUGAAGCAAUGGCAGCUCAGUUUAGAAAUCCGGCCAUUUGGAGCUAAUGUCAUAAAAUAGAAUGGAGAAUGGAUGGACAUCAUAGUAAUCAAGAAAUCUGUUUGGGAUAUUACUCACUUUCAACUUUUGAUCAAUUUGCUGAUAAUCAUCAUGAAUUAAAUGAGGCAAGUGACAUAUCUGAGGCAUCUACACUACAGUCUCCGAUGGAAUUCAAGAGUCUUCACGGUUCUGGCUCUUUAGGAAGUGAAGACUGAAGAUGAAAUUGCUUAUACGUAUGUUCAAGCAGGCCAGGGAGAAGAUAAAUUCAGGAUGGAACGAUAAUUUUCACAAAAUGAUGAGUUUUACGGAGCUCUUACAUGUUAGAGCUAUUCAAUUUUGGUUUCAUGAUCAGUUUUCUGAUACCUCUGCUGCGGCUCCAAACAGCUCUCAGAUUGGGAUUUGGAAAUCAAAGUUGCUGUGCAGGUGUGAUGAAGGACGACCACGUGUAGCAUGACAUCCUUGCACUUGUCAAGGACGGAUCGCACCCUCUUUUUUAUUAGUCUAAUUAAGACAAAGGAUUCUA
Messenger RNA from Cuscuta campestris, 4220 nucleotides. NCBI's taxonomy places the organism in Eukaryota, Viridiplantae, Streptophyta, Magnoliopsida, Solanales, Convolvulaceae. The record is from the annotation of a GenBank genome assembly.